Leptopilina heterotoma is the source of this 3375-nucleotide messenger RNA. RefSeq names its product chondroitin sulfate N-acetylgalactosaminyltransferase 1 (gene Csgalnact). The transcript has 10 exons. The coding region runs from base 1040 to 2797 and encodes 585 amino acids. The record is from RefSeq and is a predicted model, not a curated record. NCBI's taxonomy places the organism in Eukaryota, Metazoa, Arthropoda, Insecta, Hymenoptera, Figitidae. Gene Ontology annotation, cellular component: Golgi cisterna membrane. Gene Ontology annotation, molecular function: glucuronosyl-N-acetylgalactosaminyl-proteoglycan 4-beta-N-acetylgalactosaminyltransferase activity.
UGCGAUGCGCAAACUCUGCGGCUUCAUUCCACAUUUAAAGCUGUAUAUAGAGGAAGAGGAGAGAGAGAGAGAGAUAGAGAGAGCGAGCUUUCGAGGUAGUACAGCGGUUCUUGGAUCGACAGGUUUCCACGGGCCGUGCCACCGGCAACCUCGAUCUCUCGAAUUAUUAUUUUUUGUGGCAAAACAUGUGCUUGCAAAAGCUACGCGAACAUUCAGUGUGACACUAAAUCUCAUUUCUCUAAGGAUUCAUUAAAAUUCAUCAAUUCAUCAAUUCCAAAAAUUUUAUGAAUUUUUCCUUUCCCAUUUCUUUUCAUCAAAGGUUUUAUUUUUUUUUUAUUUUUACAAAUUCCGUUAAGUAACAAAAGUGAGUGAAAAUUAUCUCCUUUAUAAUACAGUCUUAUACAAUUUCAACUCUUGUCGUUAUUUUUAGAAUUCACUAAUGAAUUUCAAUUAUUGGAAUUAACGAAUUCCAAGCAAUCGAAUUGGUUCAAGGUUUUCUUCUCUAUUUGUACAAUUAACCUUUCUUAAUCGACAGUUCAAAUUUCCCUUCAGGAGAAAUAAGAAAAAAAAUAAAUAAACGAAAAUAAUGAUUAUUAGAAUGAAAUCGAUGUUUUCUCAUUGAUGUUUAACAAGAAAUUGGGUGUGUCUCACAAUUGAGUGGGUGGAAAAAAAAGAGAUGUGUUUUCCUUGUUAAACGUGUCGAACAGAGAGUAAUAGAAAAACGAAAACAAGAAAAAUUUAUAAUGGGAACACGAUAAAAUUGAAGAGUGUGUGAGUGAACCACGUGCUUCGAGCGGUAUUUUAGAAUAUUGUUUGUUCGAAAAUAUUAUCAAAAAAAAUUUACUAGAAUCGAAAGGACGAUAACUUUUUUCGCGAAGGAUAACAAUAAAAUAGUGCCCAUUGUGAUGAAAGGAACCUGCUUAGAUCAGGCGAAUUGCCAAGCGGACGUAGGAAGUUUUAAUCAAGACAGAAGUGGGAAAAUUUGACGCACAAUGUCAACCAUUCACGUUACAUUGCGAUAGGGGUCCAAAUUUCCCUUAUGUCCACAAGCAUGGUCUUUUCAAGUCUCGCCAAGCGACGCAGGGACAUAAUGUUGCGCGUGCUGGGAGUUCGACUGUUGUCGAGGCUACUGGUCCUUGUCUGUUCGCUCUCGUUGCUGUCACUCCUCUUCCUCAGUCGCUGUGGCUUCAAUAAUCUCGACACGGACCUCAUUGACACUGCUGGUCCUGUCACUUCUGCCAACUUAAUAGAAGCGAAUAUACGUGAGGAAGAAACUAGACUCGAAGUUGAGAGACUUACAGCAGAAAUUCGAACCCUAAAACUGCAGAUUUUGCAACUUACUGGUGGACCACCCGGACACAGUGAAACAUCAUCUUUAAUAAACGCUAGCGAUGUGGGUGAUUGUUUGGCGGCACGUCGACAAGUUGAAUUUGCAGAGAUCACUCAGGGUCUUCCAUUGAACAACGAAUAUGAGUUAAUAGCAUUUAAUCAUUUUACAUUCUCAAGACUUUAUCCAGUGGACCUAGGACUGGGUAAGCGUGUCGUUGAAAAGCCAAUUGGAUUUAAGAGAAAGGAUUUACUUGAGGCCCUAACUAAAGCAAUGGAAGCCUUAAAUAAGAAUGUAUCGUCGCUUUCCUUAAGGUAUACAUUGGAAGACUUCUUGGAGGGUCUGUACAGAAUAGAGCCAACAACUGGAACACAAUAUGAAAUGUACUUUAGAACAAAGAACUUAAAUAAAAGUGCUGCACAAGUGACGCAUUCAGGAUAUACUAAAAUUACCUUAAUGAGGCCUUACGCUCCUAUUCAAUUUGUCUCAACUAAGAGGCAACAUGCAAAGGAAAAGGAAUUAAUUCAUAUAAUCCUACCCCUUUCUGGUCGUACAAGUACAUUUCAGAGCUUUAUGGACAAGUUCGUUAAAAUUGGUCUUAAGAAUGAUAGAAGAGUACAUUUAACGGUUGUUUAUUUUGGAACUGAGGGAUUGUCAGAAGCUAGAGCUAUUAUGUCAAGAAUUUUAAUGACUCGUGGUAGUGGUGGAACAAAUCAAAAUUUGCGACUUCUUGCUUUAAAUGAAACUUUCUCAAGAGGCAAAGGUUUAAGAGUUGGCGCUGAAAGAACCUGGGAAGGAGAGGGAGAUGUUCUUUUAUUCAUGUGUGACGUCGACGUUGUCUUUAGUGCCAGAUUUCUAGACAGGUGUCGAUGGAAUACAUCUCCUGGUCGAAAGGUCUAUUAUCCUAUUGUCUUCAGUCUAUAUAAUCCUCACGUUGUGUACACACUUCAGGGUCGCGAAGUGCCGCCUGAAACUGAUCAAUUGGUUAUAUCAAGAGACACUGGAUUUUGGAGAGAUUUCGGAUACGGAAUGACGUGCCAAUACAGAUCUGAUUUUCUGAGGGUAAGAGGAUUUGACGAGGAUAUUGUUGGAUGGGGUGGGGAAGACGUCACUUUAUAUCGAAAAUAUGUCAAGAGCAAUAUCAAGGUCAUCAGGGCUACGGAUCCGGGGAUUUUUCAUAUUUGGCAUCCAAAGGUAUGCUCUGGUGGACCUGGUCAACGAUUAUCAACAGAUCAAUAUCGAGCAUGUAUUCGUUCUCGAGCGUUAAAUGAGGCCUCACACGCUCAACUGGGCUUCCUAGCAUUUCGCGAAGACAUUGCCAGUCAAUCUCUAAAUCUAAAAUCAUCUUCGCCGAAGAAAAAGAAGCCUCCAUUAAAAAAGGAGAAGAAAAAAUUGCCAAAGCAACAGACCAAAACGCAAGCUCAAGUUAAAGAGAAAAUCGUAGGUAGGACAUCAAAGGAUCAAACUUGAUCCCCUAAUACUGAUCGUCAGGAAUUUUGACUGUAAAUAUUCUGUAUAAAGAAAAAGAAAAAAAAAUCCUUAAAGGCUGCAAAGUGUUAUCUUUAUUCGAAGGUUAUUUUCAAGGAAUAUAUCAAUUCCGAAAGUUGAGGAAAAACCUAAUAGAACCUUUAUAAAAAACAACAACAGUUCAAGGGAGUAUUUUACGUUUGUGGAUGAUGAAAAAAAAAAUUCUAGUCGUUUGUAAGAAGUUACCGAAUUUUUUUUUCUAUUACUAAACGAAAAUUAAAACAUAAGAAAAGAAAUAAAAUUUUCCAAAAUGAUUAAAAAUGUAUUAAGACCGUGUCAAAUCCUGUGCCUUGAGUUUUAGUAAUUUAGUUUAUAACUAGAAAUAUUUAUUUCAAAAUUUAAUAUUUUUUUAUUUGUAAUAGCUAAUUUUUACUUUAAUUUAAUAGGUACAAAAAAUAUUAAACUCAACGAAGAUAUCUUGUUCCUAGGACACGGUCUUAAUUCCAAUAUUAAUUAAAUGAAAAAAGAAAACUUGUAUCUAGAAGAAUUCAGAUUUUAAUUUUUUUUAAUUUCACUUUUCC